Messenger RNA from Rhineura floridana, 3345 nucleotides. RefSeq names its product inter-alpha-trypsin inhibitor heavy chain 4 (gene ITIH4). The record is from RefSeq and is a predicted model, not a curated record. The transcript is spliced from 24 exons. The coding region runs from base 31 to 2697 and encodes 888 amino acids. Gene Ontology annotation, molecular function: serine-type endopeptidase inhibitor activity. Lineage: Eukaryota; Metazoa; Chordata; Lepidosauria; Squamata; Rhineuridae. Gene Ontology annotation, biological process: hyaluronan metabolic process.
GUUCUCUUCUGUGAAUUUGUCACUUCCAAAAUGGAAAGGCAAUUUUUUGUUGUGUGGCUGGCUUUUUCUUCACUGGCAGUAUUCACCGAACCUGCAGUACCUGAGAAUGCCAUUGAAAUCUACAGCCUGCAUGUGGACUGCAAAGUUACAUCACGAUUUGCCCACACAGUCAUCACCAGCAGAGUUGUCAACAGAGCAAAUGAAUCCAAGGAGGCUCUUUUUGAAGUGGAAUUACCCAAGACUGCCUUCAUCACAAACUUCAGCAUGAUCAUAGAUGGAAAAAUAUAUCCUGGAAUAAUUAAGGAGAAGAAAUCUGCACAAGAUCAGUAUGAUGCUGCUGUUUCGCAAGGGAAAACUGCUGGAUUGGUCAAAUCAAUUGGAAGAAAACUAGAACAAUUUCAUGUUUCAGUCAAUAUUGCAGUGGCUUCUAAGGUUACCUUCGAGCUGAUAUAUGAGGAGUUACUCAAGCGAAAGCUGGGCAAGUAUGAAUUGCUGAUCAAGGUCAAGCCCAAACAACUUGUUAAUAACUUUCAGAUUGAUACCCACAUCUUUGAACCACAAGGUAUAAGUUUCUUGGAAACUGACAGCACCUUCAUGACCAAUGAACUGAACAAUGCUCUAACAAAGGUGCAGAAUGAGACCAAGGCCCACAUUUCAUUUAAACCAACCAGAACUCAACAAAGAAAAAACCCUGAACUGGAAGACACUCUGCUAGAUGGAGAUUUUGUCAUACGUUAUGAUGUUAAAAGGGGUGUCACUGCAGGUGAUAUACAGAUUGUUAAUGGGUAUUUUGUGCAUUAUUUUGCACCCAGUCAAAUGCCAACAUUUCCCAAAAAUGUUGUCUUUGUUAUAGAUAAGAGUGGAUCUAUGAGUGGCAAGAAAAUCCAGCAGACAAGAGAGGCAAUGAAAAAGAUUUUGGAAGAUCUUAAUCCCGAAGACCAUUUUAAUUUAGUCACCUUUAGUGGAAAUGUGAUUGAGUGGCAAUCGUCUUUAUUUCAAGCCACAGAGGAGAACGUGGCGAUGGCUAAACGACAUGUUGAGACCAUUAAUGCUCAAGGAGCAACAGAUAUCAAUGGUGCCCUUCAGACAGCAAUAAACUUACUGGACAAGGAUACCACUGCUGAGGUAUUGCCAGACAAAAGCAUUUCAAUGAUUAUUUUGCUGACAGAUGGUCAACCCACUGAAGGUGUAAUAGAUAUUGCUCAGAUUCAAAAAAAUAUCCAGAGAGAUAAUAACGGGAAGUAUUUCCUCUACUGUCUUGGCUUUGGAUUUGAUGUCAGCUACACAUUUUUGGAGAAGAUGGCUCUAGAAAAUGGGGGAGUUGCACGGCGUAUAUACGAGGACUCAGAUGCAGCUCUACAGCUCCAGGACUUUUAUCAUGAGGUAGCUACACCCAUCCUGAAGGAGAUUGAAAUGAAGUAUCCAGGCAGUGCUGCACUGGAAAUCACUCAGAAUAAUUUCAAGCUGCUCUUUGAUGGCUCUGAAAUUGUUGUAGCUGGAAAACUUGAUAAUGAAGUUGAAGUUUUUCCUGUGGAAAUUAAGGCUCAAGCACGUGCCAGUGAACUUACUCUUAAGGAAGAUGCAAAUGUAAGCGAAAAGGAGCAAGUAUUUCAGCAUCAGAAAUACAUCUUUGGAAAUUUCAUUGAGAGACUAUGGGCCUACUUGACAAUUCAACAACUACUAGAAAAAUCUGCAUUAGCUGAAGGAGAACAGCGGGGAGAACUGGAAGCUCUAGCUUUGAACCUCUCCUUGAAGUUCAGUUUUGUUACACCCCUCACUUCCAUGGUGGUCACCAAACCUGAUGCUCAAGAUGUGGCAAACAAACCUACAGAGGCAGAUAAUGAGAAGAGUGUGAGAGGUGCAGCUCAAGGGUUUGGCAGUGCUGGUGCACAGAGUAUGUCAACAGCGAAAUCAGGAAGACAUAGAUUUAUUUCCACUGCAUCCAGGUUCAAUUCCUUCCGAACUCAAGCUAUGCCACUGCUAGAUCCCCUAGCAAGUGAUCUCAGUGUAGACCUUCCUGCUAUGCCACUGCUAGAUCCCCUAGCAAGUGAUUUUGAAGUAGCAUUUGAUGGCAGGACUACAGGAUAUCCACAUUUCAUCUUGCAAUUACCUGGUGAAAGAUAUCCCAUUUGUUUAAAUAUCAAAGGACAGUCACAAGCACCCAUAACCCUGCUAUCUGAUCCAGACAAAGGGAUCAAAGUGACUGGCAAGAUUGGAGAAAACAGAGAGUUUGUGGAGUUUGAAGUAACCUAUCAGAUGCUCAAUAUGCAAAUCAAUGUGUCAAGGGGAGAAAUUAUACUGAAUGAUCAUGGAAAUGUGCGCUCUUUCCCAUGGACAAAGGAUGCAUUUGUGACACCUAAUGGGUUGAGGUUUACAAUUGAAAAGGAAAAGAGUCUUUCACUAGCAGGACCAGAUAGUAUCACAAUACAAGUUUCCUAUUUGAAAGCUCCUCUUAAUUUCCUUGGAUUGUAUUUCAAGAAUAGUGACCUUUUUUCUGACAAAGUUGCUGGACUUUUGGGUCAGUUUUACUUUAAUACACAUCUUGAAAGUCCCCUUGGCCAACACUCCAGAGGGAAGAAGACAUUGAUUACAAAUGGACAAUCACAUGAUGUCACAAGGCAACGUCGGAAAGAUUACAGGAUUGAAUCAGCAGUCAAUGGCAUUAUUACUUGCUGGUCACUGAAUAUAACCUCUUGAAGAACAAGCAGUGAAAAUAUUAUUGUUUCACACAGCUGUCCACAUUUUAUAUUAAGUGUAACUAUCGCAUUUCAUUUUCACUUUGGCAUUUCAUUGAUACAUAUUAAAAUUUAAAAUGUUUAAUGCAGAACUUUAAAUUUGGAGUUGUGACAUUUUGAAUCAGAUGAAUUUGAGGCUAGUUUUUUGUUUCUGUUUUGUUUUGGCAACACAGACAAGGAACAAAAAUUGAGAUAUAUUGUUCCGAAAACGAUUCAUCUGGAGGGCACCUGGUUGACAAAGGUGUUCUCUCUGUGUGUGUCUGCAAUAUAUAGUACAAUUACGAAAAAGAUUCUGAAAUUCUGAUUGUUUGGCCUCUUGUUUUCACUUUUAUUUCCCAAAAAACUAUAUCCUACGGAGCUGUUCAGUAGAAAGUCCCAUUCCCCAUAUGUGCUAUUAUGUCAUGUAUUAAAUGCAGUGGUGGUGGUAGAGAAGUUCUAGAUGGAUUGUGGAACAAAACCAUCAUCAUGGAAACAUCUGCCAUGUGUAUAUGGUUAACUGUAUUCCCCUCCCCCACCCAGCCCCACAUUUCAAGAAUCAUAGGUUUCCAACUAGGGGGAAAUGAUGGCAAGUCAUCCAGUCCUGCAGAAAUAAAUAUCCUAUUAAGCCUUU